AUGGAUUCUGAGUCGGUUGCAGCGCAAAAGUCCCCGCCAGAUAGCCCUCGCGAGCUGCGGCAGAUCUUCUUUAAGGCGGGCGUGCCCAUGACGCCCAAGGAGUAUCUGUGGCCUGACCCUAUGGCUUCCGCGGCAGAAACACCUGGGAAACCACCUGAAGGACCACCUGAGGCGCCACGUGUGGCACCUCACGGCGAUUCGUCCAACCGCCCCGCGUCGGAAUCGUCUGCUAAAAUCAAGGACCCGUGGAGAUCGUCAGAGCAUCAUCCUGCCGUCGAUUCGGCGGAAUCGUCUGCUAAAAUCAAGGACUCUAUAGCGGCUCCGGAAUCUGUUGCAAGUGCUGCUGGUGGUAAGGCCACGGACCCGACUGGUGACAGCCCCGAUGCAAGAACACAGGAAGACAAGAGGUCCGAGGGGGAGGGAGGGGUUCUCUCGUCUAAAGCCCCCACUUCUAGCAAACGGAGGUAUGGCAGUGGACUGAUGCUUCCCCGGUCCUUGUUCAGGAGGAGAGGGCGGGAUAGUCAUUCGGGGAAGGAACGUGAGUUUGAGAUCGAGUCGGGGAAAACUGUAGAGGAGCCUCAAACGGGGCGCGAGGUUGCGUCGCGGGAGGGGAGGGGGGUUGUUGGAGGGGCGACGGGUGAGGAAAUCCGUGCCAUUGAUGUCGGCAAGCCGCUGACGGCCGUCGAUCUUGGACUAGAGAAGAGAGGCGGAAGGGCGGCAGCGGGAGAGAAGAGGGCGGAGGGGGAGAGGAUUAGCGCGGGAGAGAGGGGAGGGAAGGCGGAAGUGGAGGUGCAACCGCCAAGUGAAGUUGUGAGGAAGGAGGAGCGGGGCUUAUCUGCUGAGAGUGAGGGGAGUGAGGAGAGUGAAGAGAGAGAGGAGGGAGAGGAGGGGGAGAAGAGUGAGGCAAUCGCUACUAAGGGCAAAAUCGUGGGAAGGGAGGGAGUCAAGGAAGGCGGAGGAAGUGGGGAAUCAGGGAGGGAAGCAGGGGAAGGGCGGGGAGUGGUGCGAGGGCAGGAGGGGAGGGCUGGGAUGGCUGGUAAGGCGGAGAGGGCGGAGAAGGCGGAAGGUUCGGCGGGAGUCAUGACGCUGAGGCGCAUGAAGGAUGCGCUGAGGAGCGUGCUGUGGCCCCAGCGGGAGCAGCUGACACGUAUUCGUGCACCAGGCCCUCCAGUGGACGCGCCUCCCUCUCCUCUCAGCCGUGUGCCUCCCAAGCGCACUGCCAGCCUCCCCAGCGACACCCCGAUGCUCGUUCCUCACUGGCUUCCUUUUCAUGUCCAUCCCCCCACAUACCAUGCGCUUUUUUCAGGCGCUCCAGUGGGCGCACCUCUUCCUCCUCCGCCGGGGCACGUGCCUCCCAAGCGCACUGCCAGCCUCCCCAGCGACACUCUGCUGCUGCACCACGAGCUGCCUGCUGUGCCUCAUGAGAGUUCUGCUGAGAGGAAAAGGCCUGCAAGGCCAAGGCUGAAACUCCCUUUCUUCUCCCCUCCUGCGCCAGCCGCUGUCUCUGCUGCUCCCAAUGGUGGUGCUUCUGCCUCUACUGCCCGUACCCCCCCUCGCCUUGAUCUCUCUGCUGCUCCUCCCUCCCCUGCUGCCGAAGCUGCUGAGAAGCUUCGGGAACGGGCGAGACGGAUGGGACUAAGGCGUCAGCCGCAGUUUAAGACGAAGGGAGAGCAGAAAGGGGGGAAGACUGAGAGGAAGGAACAGGUGGAGGGAAGGGGGCGGAAGGAGAGGGAGGAGCAAGUUGAGGGGGUGUUUACUGCUGCGGAGAGGGAGGAAAUGAGGGACACGCAAGGGAGCAUUGAACAGGCAACCAAGGCACUCAAGGGGAGGUCAUAUAGUCUUGGAAGUCCGGGAAAUCGUGGCGAAAUGGGUAAGUCGGUUGAGCCGGUGGGUGUUGGCCCGGUUUUGAGUGGACGAGAGUUGAAGCAGAUGGAAGGGACGCAGCAGAUGGUGAAGUCUGCUUCUUGGAACCUGAAGUGGGAUGCCGAGGAGUUUAAAGAAGAGUAG
This is a messenger RNA of Closterium sp. NIES-65, 2007 nucleotides long. The record is from the annotation of a GenBank genome assembly. Lineage: Eukaryota; Viridiplantae; Streptophyta; Zygnematophyceae; Desmidiales; Closteriaceae.